AAGUUAUGAACAUAAGGAUGUUGAUGUGAAUUUUAAAAUUGAACUCAAGAUCUUAUUCUCGUUUAUGUGGGUGAUUUCAUUGAAGCUGACCUUGAAAUCCCAUUCAAGCGUCAUAGAUAUUGGGAAGUUUCUCAAUCACUUUUAAAGAAAUUAAGAAGAUCGAAUAAAGAAUACUCUUCCAAAAUUUCUAAAAUGAAGAGAAAAAUUACAGACUUGAAUAGUCUUCUUGCUGAUUUGAAAAGAAGAUUUCUAAUUUCUUCUGAAUCGUCAGUAGUACUGAAGGUAUUCAGAGUUCAGUUCACUUCGCAACCCGUGGCCAGUCUGGCUGGCAGUUGUAGUUUGGCCUUUCAUCAAUGUAAUUCCUAAUUUUUGAGGACAAAAUUUAAAUUUAAACAAAUCAACUCAACUUAUAAAUUGUCGAAUGAGCUUUGAAGCAUUUCACAAAAAAAUUAGAUGAUCAGAUAGGUACAAAUGAUACUUUUCAAAUUUUUUUUAGAAAAAGUUUAUUGAUCUAGAAUCCACAUAAAGCUGUAUUUAUUCAACUCGAAAAACAGGAGACAAACACUCAGAAAAUAUACUUUUUUACCAUUUUUUAAAUACAAAUAUUCACCUACCCAUUAUCAAAACAAAAAGGAAAAACUGAACUGAGAGAGAAUUAUUCAUAAUUGGCCAAAUUAUCUUUAUUUGAAUGAUUUUCUGCUUCUUUUUUUGUUAUAUUCAUUUGCUGCUUUUUGAACUGCAUGUCUGCUUUUUCUACCAGGGUUAGAAUUCCUGUUUUAUUUUCAGAUAAGUUUCUGGUUCAAAUUUGUCUUAAGCAAAUAUCCACUCUAUAUUAUUUUUAUUUUGAUAGGAAUGUGUUCCUCAAUCUGAAAAGCAACUCAUGGAAAGGCAAUUGAGGGGAGCAAGUGGAAAGUUUCCUCCCGAAUUGAGAAGUUUUGCGUUCACUCUCAAUUUUUAAUCAUCAUCCGCUUAUAAUUCCAUUAGAAGAACUUUUGGGAAUAAUUCUUUGCCUCACCCCCGUACCCUAUUGAAGUGGUGUAGUUCGAUUAAUGGAUCCCCUGGCUACACUUCUGAGGCAAUUAGAGCAGUAAAAAUAAGAGAGGAAGUUGAAAAGGCAAGGGGUAAAAAAUUGAUUGCCGGAUUGGUAAUGGAUGAAAUGUCCAUCAAAGAACAUGUUGAAUGGACUGGUGCAAGACAAGUUGGAUACAUUUAUUUUGGGACAGGAAUCCAAGAGAGUGAAGAAGAGGGCAAAAAAUGCCUUGGUCUUUAUGCUAGUAGGAUUAAAUGCUAAAUGGAAAGUUCCCAUAGCAUACUACCUGAUUGAUACAGCAGAGGAGAAGGCUGUAGCGUUUAAUUGCAGCACCAAAUACAAUGUGUUGUAAUUUUGGUUGCCUACUGAUGAAUUUGAUUCGAAUUAUAUUCCUAUAUUGUUUAUCACUUUUUUUGUCAACAUAUGUGCCCGAUACUGGAAUUUUCUUUCGAGAAAAACGCAUUUUGUUACUUAUGAAUUUGGAAAGUAGAAGUCUUGUUGAUUGUGAAAAUCCAAAAAUUUUGGGAUAACGUUAUUUUCCUUAUUUCUCAAGAAUAUAUCGCCGUUCCGGUGAAACAAUGACGUAACUGCAAAUUUUUGACAUUUUGACUCAACAGCACUAUUAGGUCCUAAAUUGAUGCAUCUAUACGGAAAAAGAACGACGUAAGUGUACAACCGUCAACGGCCGCAAGAUGGCAAAUACGUCAUUGUUACAUUAUUGAAGUUUCACCCCUUUAUCUUGGAAAAUAACGACACAUAGGUCAGUUGCGUGUUAGACUUCCCGGGAGGAGUUACUGUUUUAGUGGUAAAACGACGUAAUUGCAUAGUUAAACGUAAUAGUUGAAAUUUGUGUGCACCAGUUCAGGAGAACAACGACAAACUUUAAGAAGAUACAAGUCUUGAACCAGGUACUUAAUAUGAAUUCAAGAGCCGAAAAGAUAGUUAAUCUCGCUCUUUUUGGAGAUCAAAAUGAAGCUAAUUCAAGAGUUAUUUCUGCACUGCCUGGAUGCUCCACUUCAAAUCCUGAAGAAAAUACGUUACUUGAUAUUUCUAAUAACUAUGUCAUAGAAAAUGAAGGCUCAAUCAAACUUAGAAUAACUAGAACUAAAGAAAAUUUGUACCGUGAGGAGACAAGUUCAAGAAGCGAUUUUUCUGCAGGUUCGAGUGACAAUUACGAGCCUGCAAGUGACAACGAUUCGUUAGGCAGUUCGUUAAACUCUAUAGACGCAGAAACUGAAACAAUUGUCCAAGAGUUGCCCAAAAUUUCAGAGGCUAUAGAAUGCAAAGAAAAUUCCCCACAACGUAAAAAAGGUAAAAAGAGGUUACGCAGAACCGAAAAUUGGGCAAGCGUAAAAGCCAAAAGCUUAAAGAAUAGUGGAAAGAGCUAUAAGUCCAGAACAGGAAAACUGAUGCCGGCAAAGGAGAUGGCACCACCUUGUCCAGAUAAAUGCGUUUUAGCAUGUUCAAAGAAAUUUUCCGAGAAUGCAAGAGCUCAGAUUUUCAGGGAGUAUUGGGGAAUGGGUUCAUUACAGAGACAACGAGAUUUCUUGGGUUCGUGUAUUGAACAACUUCAACUUAAAUAUAGGCGAGUCACCUCUGGAGUGCCCCGUAAACCAAACAGUGCAUUUUAUCUUGUCGUUAAUGGAGGGAAAAUUCGCGUAUGCAAAUUAUUUUUAAUCCGUACCCUUGGAAUAACUGAGAGAAAACUCCGAACAGUCAUUGAGUCGAAAUUAUCAGGUACUGGAAUUGUAGCUGAAGAUAAGCGAGGAAAGCACGGCAAACAUAAAAAGGCGGAUGAAGAAAUAGUGAAGUCGGUACGAGACCAUAUUAAUGCCAUUCCAAGGGUUGAGAGUCACUAUGUCCGAAAGGAUACUACAAGAGAAUUCAUUGACGGUGGUCUUUCGAUUGCUGAAUUACAUAGGCACUAUGUAAGUGAAAGAUCUUCUACCCGAGAAACAACUGCCAGCUAUGAUAUGUAUGCGAGAAUAUUUAAUACUGAAUACAAUAUAGGAUUCUUUAUACCUAAAAAGGAUCAGUGUGAUUUUUGCGAGUCCUUCAAGAAUUCAGUUGGUGAUGAUAAAGAAGCCUUGGAGAAUAAAUAUAAUGAACAUCUACAAGAAAAAAAAUUAAGUAGAGAAGAAAAGGACAAGGACAAGGAAAGAGCCAAAAAUAAUGAAGUUGUGUUAGCCGUAUACGAUCUGCAGGCUGUAUUACCUGUCCCAACUGGGCAAUCAUCAGCAUUUUUUUAUAAAAGUCGAUUGAAUUGCUACAAUUUUACUGUAACCGAAAUUGGAAGGGAUAAAUCUCUCUGCUAUUUUUGGCAUGAAGGUUUAGGCCACAGGGGAGUUAACGAAAUUGGUACCUGCAUAAUGUUAUAUCUUGAAGAACUUGCAAAAUCGAACCCUGGUGUCGACAUAGUGUUUUAUUCUGACAACUGUGGAGGCCAGCAAAAGAAUAGAUAUAUGAUCGCAGCUUAUUUAUAUGCAGUGGACGCGUAUAAUAUUAAUACAAUUACGCAUAAAUAUCUUGUUCGCGGGCACACUCAGAACGAGGGUGAUGCUGUACAUAGUAUUGUGGAGAAAAAUUUGAAAAGGGCUAAAAACUCAGGGCCAAUUUACGUGCCCGACCAAUAUAUUUCACUAAUAAGAAAUUCAAAAAAAAGAGGCAAUCCUCUUGUUGUGAAGGAAAUGAAUUUCAAUAAUUUCUUUGAUUUAAAAGAUUUAUAUGGAGAAAUCGCUCCGAAUUUAUCGAAAAACGUCGAUGGGAAAGAAUUUAAAAUAAGUGACGUAAGACAACUUGAAUUUCAGAAAGGAAGCGACGUUAUUCGUUACAAAGUAAGUUUCAACCAAAAGGAAUGGGAUAGAAUAAUAUUCAGACCAAAGAAGAGACGUGUUUCCGAAUUACGGCCUAUCAAAGAAAUUAAAACAAAACCUGCUUACACACAAAAAAUUACAAUAACAGAAAAUAAAAAAAGAGAUCUGAAGAGUUUAGUUGACAACAGAAUAAUUCCCGAGUUUUAUAAGUAUUUUUAUGAUUCUGUUUUAUAACUCAUAUCAUUUAAAUGUACCUACUAUUGAUUCUCACCCAUUAAAAAUAUUGACAAAAACGCUGCAUUU
Molecule: messenger RNA, 4146 nt
Organism: Harmonia axyridis
Lineage: Eukaryota; Metazoa; Arthropoda; Insecta; Coleoptera; Coccinellidae
Exons: 4
Coding region: 1948-4077 (709 amino acids)
Source: RefSeq, a predicted model, not a curated record